AACUGACAGACGCGGAUUUAGAAAAGCACGAGAAAAUUAAAUGCGGAAGAUUAAAAAGACAAAGAAAAUAGUCUCUGAAUUGUCCAUUCUCUUUCAUUGAUCCUCAUCCUGUCCGCCCAUGGCCUACUAACUUGAAUGCUUCCAUCUUUUCGAUUUCCACUGUUCAUUUCCGGUGCCAACGCCCACAUCCAACUCCUUUGAUAGACUUUUUUGUUUGAAACCGAUUAAUUGUAUUUUUUUAAAUCUGCACAGAAGCGAGAUUAAAUCACUGGUACUCAAUUAUUUGGAGAAAAUGGGGCUGAUUUCGGGUAUUUUGAUGGGGUUGAUCUUCGGAAUUUCGUUGAUGGCUGGUUGGCGUCAUAUGAUGAGGUACCGAAGCACUAAGCGAAUCGCUAAGGCAGCUGAUAUAAAAGUUCUUGGGGCUCUCAACAGAGAUGAUCUGAGAAAAAUUUGUGGUGAUAAUUACCCUGAAUGGAUAUCUUUCCCUGUCUAUGAACAGGUGAAAUGGCUGAACAAGCAAUUGAGUAAAUUAUGGCCUUCUGUAGCAGAGGCAGCAUCUGCGGUCAUCAAAGAAUCUGUUGAACCCCUCUUGGAAGAAUACCGACCUCCAGGAAUUACAUCACUAAAGUUUAGCAAAUUGUCACUUGGCACUGUCGCUCCCAAGAUUGAAGGUAUUCGUGUCCAGAGCCUUAAGAAAGGUCAGAUUACAAUGGAUAUUGAUUUUCGGUGGGGCGGUGAUCCUAGUAUAAUUUUAGGUGUUGAAGCUGCACUUGUUGCUUCCAUUCCAAUUCAGUUGAAGGAUCUUCAAGUUUUCACUGUCAUUCGUGUUAUCUUCCAGCUUGCUGAAGAGAUACCCUGUAUUUCUUCUGUAGUUGUUGCUCUCCUUUCGGAGCCAAAACCUAGAAUUGAUUACACUCUGAAGGCUGUUGGUGGAAGCUUAACAGCAAUUCCAGGAAUUUCAGAUAUGAUUGAUGAUACUGUGAAUACAAUUGUCACUGACAUGCUUCAGUGGCCACACAGAAUUGUUGUUCCGAUUGGUGGUAUACCAGUUGAUACCAGUGAAUUAGAGCUUAAACCAGAGGGAAAGCUGACAGUCACAGUUGUCAAAGCUAAUGAUUUGAAGAACAUGGAAAUGAUUGGAAAGUCUGAUCCUUAUGUGGUUGUUCACAUUCGUCCUCUGUUCAAGGUUAAAACAAAAGUCAUCGACAACAACCUGAAUCCUGUUUGGAAUCAAACAUUUGAGUUGAUUGCAGAAGACAGAGAGACACAAGCACUAACUGUAGAGGUUUUUGACCAGGACAUUGGGCAAGACAAGAGAUUAGGAAUCGCAAAACUCCGUUUGAUUGAACUGGAACCAGAGAUACCAAAGGAGGUCACUCUGAGCCUUCUAGCCUCACUUGAUACACUUAAAGUAAAAGAUAAGAAGGACAGAGGAAACUGCACCAUUAAGCUUUUGUACCAUAAGUUUAGCAAGGAGGAACAACUGGUUGCUUUAGAAGAAGAGAAGAGAAUCCUCGAAGAAAGAAAGAGAUUGAAAGAAGCUGGAGUCAUAGGAAGUACAAUGGACGCUCUUGACGGAGCAGCAUCAUUGGUUGGAUCUGGAGUUGGACUAGUGGGAAGUGGUGUCGGUGCCGGAGUUGGGAUUGUCGGGAGUGGCCUUGGAGCUGUUGGCAGUGGACUGAGCAAAGCUGGAAAGUUCAUGGGCAGGACCUUCACUGGCCAUUCCAGCAAGAGAAGUGGAUCCUCAACUCCAGUGAAUAGCAUCCAAGAAAAUGGUGGUGCAAAGCCACUCCAGUGAAUAGCCACUUUGUUGAGUUAAGCAUGUGAAUUUGGACUUUCAGUUUGUAGUAUGCAACAUGCAGUAAUUAUGCAGAGCACAAAACCGGUAAUACUUGUUCAUUAUUACACUUUGCUUCUUUUUGUUCCUUCUGUUAGUGUGGAAUUCAAUUUCAGAAAUAUUGUUUAUUCUCCGGCAUAGUGUUUUAGUUGCGGUAGCCACUGU
This is a messenger RNA of Hibiscus syriacus, 2002 nucleotides long. Its product is annotated as synaptotagmin-4-like. The record is from RefSeq and is a predicted model, not a curated record. NCBI's taxonomy places the organism in Eukaryota, Viridiplantae, Streptophyta, Magnoliopsida, Malvales, Malvaceae. Gene Ontology annotation, cellular component: endoplasmic reticulum. The coding region runs from base 293 to 1798 and encodes 501 amino acids. The transcript has 12 exons. Gene Ontology annotation, molecular function: lipid binding.